Messenger RNA from Styela clava, 1608 nucleotides. The record is from RefSeq and is a predicted model, not a curated record. NCBI's taxonomy places the organism in Eukaryota, Metazoa, Chordata, Ascidiacea, Stolidobranchia, Styelidae.
CCAAAUUUUAUUGUAUUGAGCAACGUUGACUCAACGUUAUCCAUUAGACUUGGUUCGUUUAGCUGUGAUAUAUCAGGAUAUUGGAAUUACUAUAACAACAAUGUCUUCAAGAUGGAUGGCUGUUUUACAACAGAGGCAAAGAGAUCUUGAGAAAACCAAUGCAACAUGUCAAAAAUGCCUACAAAAAGGUCAUUGGACAUACGAGUGUAAAAACAAGAGAAAAUAUGUUGAAAGAACGUCGAGAACUAAAGAAUUGAAUAAAUCUAUCAAAGAAAAUAAAAAGAAAGAAUUGAGAAAGACGAAACAGAAGCGAAGAAGGAAGAAUUCUACGGGAUCUUCAUCCACUAGUAGCACUAGUAGUUCAUCUUCGAGUUCCUCAAGUAGCAGCGAUUCCUCCUCAUCAAGCUCAGAUUCUAGCUCUUCAUCAUCGAGUGAUUCAGAGAAUGAAGGAGAUGCAGACAAAUCCUCAUCUGGAACUGAAGAUUCCUCCCCUGACAGUUCAUCAGAUGAUGAUAAUGCAAAAGUAAAAAUUGCUGUCGCACCAAAAGAUGAAAAAGCGAAAAAUAAGAAAGCCGAGUCAUCAUCUUCAAGUUCAAGCUCAUCUUCAGACAGCGACUGAAUAAAUUUGAACGAUCUUGAGAAAAAAAAUUUGAGACACGUCUUGCACACGAUGGCGCCAAAGAAGGGUGUCCAACUUCAAGUGUCUUUCAGGGGGAGAGGAAAGCCUAUAUGUGGCUUUAUCAUAUUUUUUUAUAUUAUAAAACUAUUGCUCAUCCUCAGACAGUGACUGAACAAAUUUGAACGAUUUCAAAAAAAUUUGGAAUGUGUCUUGCACACGAUGGCGCUAAAAAGAGUGUUCCAGUGCUCCAGGCAUCUCUCUGGGGGGGAGGGGAGCCCCAAAUACGGCUUCACCAGUCUUUAAAUCAUGAAUUUAUUGUUCUUCUUACUUUUUAUUAUUUGUAAUUCAUGUAUUAAAUAUUGUUCUUAUUGAAAUAUCAAGAGAUGAUUCAUUAGACGAAGUAGGAAAUGAUUCGUUCUAAAAGUCACAUAAAACUGACAUUUAUGACACAUGGAUAAUGCUAUUGCCCAUAUGUAACCUACCCAGAUCAGGCAUAUCCUAAUAUAGGUAUCAUAUACCAUCUACUGUACUGUUGGAUCUCAUCUCUAGAGUAAGAGCGUUACUUUCUGCAGAACAAAAUACUCUUUCGAACAAGUGGUCUUUCGCCCCAAUGCUCCAUGAAAUGGAAAAGCCUUGAUUUUAGUGAACAGUUUUUUAAUUAUUAGCUUCAUUUUGUCAUUAAUGCACUCACUACAAAUGCGCAGCGCUUAAAAUGAAUGGGCAGUUUCGGUAUCGCGCUGCCGCUAUACAUCCACACUUGUUUGCGGGCCUCCACUAUCAGCGAAGAUCCUGCGCUUGUUAUGGAUGGCAAUCAAGAAAACACAUCCAAUACCGACACAACAUCUCUACCUUUGCGAGGAAGAGAGAAGUCAAUAUGACUGAUAUAAUGCAUGUUCAAAACUGUUUACCUCUUAUUAUUUCUAUUUCAUUUAACAAACUUUGUUUUUAAUAAAAUAAUAAUUCAUUUUCCUUGAAAGUGUCGCAAUGAA